Pseudophryne corroboree (corroboree frog) is the source of this 7016-nucleotide messenger RNA. Its product is annotated as zinc finger protein 34-like. The record is from RefSeq and is a predicted model, not a curated record. Lineage: Eukaryota; Metazoa; Chordata; Amphibia; Anura; Myobatrachidae. Bases 1 to 2361 code for a protein of 786 amino acids. The transcript is spliced from 7 exons.
AUGGCGAAAUCCAGCGGAAUAUCCAAGGAUGAUCUGGAGAUCGUGUGCCAGGAGAAGGGUGUGGAUAUCCCUUUCAACGCGUCCAGAAGCGUCAUGAAGGCGGCGCUCAUGAGCAUGGUGGAGGCUUAUCGGGCAGAGGUGGAAAGCACUAACAGCGUCAGCAUCGAAGAGGACGGCCCAACAGUGGACCUUCCGUGUCCAGACUUAGGAGAAAGUGAGGGCCGCAGGCAGGAGUUUAGGGAAGCUCAGCUCUCUGACCCAUCCCUGGAAGGACCGUACACGGUCGCAAAAUGCCUAAGCGACAUCACCUACGUGGUGUCAUUUGACAGCGAUGGUAGGAGACAGCGUAUCUACCAUGAAAACAUGUUAAAGGCAUGUCACGAGCGUGUGGAGUCGGUAGCCGUUGUGUGCUGCCUGCCGAUGGAGGAACCAGGAAAGGAUUCCAUUCCCGACCUCCUCGCGGAUGCCAAGGGUGAGGGUGGUGUAGAGGAAGUUAGCUGGAGCAGUGAGCUUGGUAACCCCAAGAGGGAGCAGCUGGAGUCAGUGCUGCAGUCCUUUGAGGCCCAGUUCAGCAGGAAGCCCGGCCUGACUUCCCUACAUGCCUAUCAUGUAGACACUGGCGAGAACAGGCCGAUUCGGCAACCCGCGUAUCGGGACUCACCAGAGGCGCAGGCGAGUAUCUACCAAGAGGUGCAGGAGAUGUGUGCCAUGGUCCCAGACCUCUCCGGCGACCACGGCAGUGAGGGCAGCCCCCGGCGCGCUGAGAAGAGUGUGCGCACCGGGGGAGAGGGGAACCGCUGCAGCCUUGAGAUCAGUUCCCGCUGCAGCCAUCAGAGGAUGGACAAGAACAGGAGUCACAGGACUGAGAGGAUAAUAAAUAUCACCCUGGAGAUCAUCUACCUGCUGACUGGGGAGGGUGAAGCCCAAUUAAAUAAUAUUAAAGUCAAAGAUACAGAGGGAGAAGAAGAGACGUGUGUGACUGAUAUAAAGGCAGAAGAUAUAGAGGGAGAAGAAGAGACGUGUGUGACUGAUAUAAAGGCAGAAGAUAUAGAGGGAGAAGAAGAGACGUAUGUGACUGAUAUAAAGGCAGAAGAUAUAGAGGGAGAAGAAGAGACGUAUGUGACUGAUAUAAAGGCAGAAGAUACAGAGGGAGAAGAAGAGACGUAUGUGACUGAUAUAAAGGCAGAAGAUACAGAGGGAGAAGAAGAGACGUAUGUGACUGAUAUAAAGGCAGAAGAUAUAGAGGGAGAAGAAGAGACGUAUGUGACUGAUAUGAAGGCAGAAGAUAUAGAGGGAGAAGAAGAGACGUAUGUGAGGGGUGAUCAGCAGUGUAAGGAGAAGGAGAUCCCUACAGAUAUCAGCACAGAUGGACACACAAGCAGGAACAUCUCAGAAGGACAUCUAAUGUUAUCCCCGGAUUGUGACAUAAAAGAUAAUGACAGUAGACAGGAUUCUCCGGGAGAUAACCCCAUUACCCCAAUUAUACAUCCAACUAUAUCAGCUGAUCCCUCUGAUCCUGGGAAAUGUUCUCCUGAUCACUCUGAUAUUGGUGCAUCUGUUACAGCUCUGAGAGUAGAUACAGUGUUUCCCUGUUCUGUAGAUGCCAAAUGUUUUACACAGAACACAAAGCUUAUUAACCAACAGACAGGUAAGGCAGGUGAGAGGCCACUGAUAUGCUCUGAGUGUGGGAAAUGUUUUACGCACAAAUCACAUCUUGUUAUACAUCAGAAACGUCACACAGGCGAGAAGCCAAUUUCUUGUUCUGAGUGUGGGAAAUGUUUUGCGCAGAAAUCACAUCUUGUUAUACACCAGAGAAGUCACACAGGUGAGAAGCCAUUUUUCUGCUCUGAGUGUGGGAAAUGUUUUGCACGGAAAUCAGAUCUUGUUAGACAUCAGAGAAGUCAUACAGGUGAGAAUCCAUUUUCUUGCUCUGAGUGUGGGAAAUGUUUUGCACUCAAAUCAGAUCUUGUUAGACAUCAGAGAAGUCACACAGGUGAGAAGCCAUUUUCUUGCUCUGAGUGUGGGAAAUGUUUUGCACGGAAAUCAGAUCUUGUUAUACAUCAGAGAAGUCACACAGGUGAGAGGCCAUUUUCUUGCUCUGAGUGUGGGAAAUUUUUUGCACAGAAAUCAAAUCUUAUUAAUCAUGAGAGAAGUCACACAGGUGAGAGGCCAUUUUCUUGCACUGAGUGUGGGAAAUGUUUUGCACGGAAAUCAGUUCUUUUAAGACAUCAGCAAACUCACACAGGUGAGAAGCCAUUUUCUUGCACUGAGUGUGGGAAAUGUUUUGCACAGAAAUCACAUCUUAUUCAUCAUGAGAGAAGUCACACAGGUGAGAAGCCAUUUUCUUGCUCUGAGAAAUAAAUCAUCUCAUGUUGCACACAAUAGACAUCACUCAUAAUAAACUUACCUGACCCUUGCCUGGAAACGUCCAUGUAUGAAGGUAUGGGAGAUACCUGCUGCAGUCCCUUCUACUUACAUUUGGGAGGUACGGUUGUUUUGUGGGAAGUACAGCAAAUAGUAAAUGAUACAUUGGCUCCAUAACGUCUCGCUGACCCUCUGAUUUUUACAAAGGCAUGUUACACAAAAUGACAUUUGCAUUAACAACCAUUAAUUAAACAAAAACACAACGCAAUUUUUCCCCAAAAAACUUUAUCUAUAAAAAAAAUAUAUUAAAAAAUUGCCAAUUCUGGUCUUCCUUCAUUGACUCUAUCAGGAGAACAAGAGCCUUUUUUGCAAGGACUGUGCCAACAGUAGCCAGUAGAGGAAUCAGGCGUAUCCCACAGAAUAUCUUUGCUACCACCAUACAUUGGGGAGAGAAGAUAAAGUGCAGAUUUCUGAACAUUGCUUUUAGAAAGAACUUAAGAAGUGCAUAGAUCACAAUGAUCACAAGUCCGGGACAAUGAGGUCAAGAAACCAACGCUGGGGUACUAAUCACCUCAAUACAGGACACUUGGAGCAAGAGACUAGGGUAAGGGCAACAACAAUUUUUGAAACAACUAAAAAACCAGUUUGAAAAAAAUCUAAUAAUUUAAAAAAUGAGUAUCGUCCAGUACAGAGGACUGUGUACUCAGCAUGUCUAAGUACGUACCACUGGACGACGCGCUGGAGUGGGAGGAGGGGGUGGGCUGUGUGGGUCCUGGCUGAAAACAGCUCGAUUGUUGAGGGUUUCCUGGUGCAUACUGCAUGGGUUGGUGAUGUGGGUAGGUGGGUGGGGUCACAUUUGGGGGACAGCAUCUGGCAGGUGGUGUUAUCUCACAUGCCUUGACAAGACACUCAUCAUUUGCAUGUCAGAUAGCAUCAAGUACCAGAUGCUUGUAGAUCUUCUUUUGACCCUCAUUCAUCAGUCGCAUCUCCGCCGCGAUGUAAUUGCCAAGUUUGCUCCAGUCCAGGGCCCUAUUAAGAACCUCCUCAACGUGAGUAAACAACUGUUGUGAUCUGGGCGGGGCAGAAGUUGGUUUCCAGAUGAACUCCGCUGUUUCAGGGGUCGUGGCUGUGGGGUUGGGUUGUCCACUUCAGUUGCCUCACUCAUGGUAGACUCCACUUCCAACUCCGGUGUAAUAUCCUGCAAUAUAAAACAAAACUGAACUCCAUGUAAAAAUGUGUGUGUACAAUACAAUACAAAUGUGUGUGUAUUUACCAGAUCCAGACUCUCCGAUGUCUCCUCUUCCACAAGAGUGGGAGAAUCCGGAUCCAGAUUACACUGUGACCUUAUCCUUGGCUCUUGCUCCAAAGUGAUUUUCAUGAGGUCAUAAAACCACAGCGUUGGCUUGUAAACCUCAUCCGUCCCGUCUCCUGAACGUUGUGAAUACAUGUACUUCUUGUGCUCCUAUAAAAACACUGUUAGCUGUUCCUGUCUCUAUUGUAUCUGAUCAGCUGGUCAUAUGCCCGAUUCCUCUGUGUCCUGUUGGCAUAGUCCACGCUUAUCACACGGCACAGGAACUCGUUCUCGUGAUACAAUUCAAUGAAUUCAGACCAGAAUUUGUGAUUUUCCUCUGCUGACACAUCUGUGGGAAAAAUAUUAUACACAAUUUAUCUACAAAGUACAAGUGUAAUGUACACACCUAUGUCAUACAACCUGUAUAGUAACGCACAAAUAGCAACUUCAUUUAUGAGCACCCAGCUGAAAAUAGAAACCCAUCUCCAGCACCGUUACACAUUAUUACACACUGUUAUGCCCAUUACAUCUAAUGCUACACACCGUAAUGCUCAUUACACAUUAUUACACACCGUAAUGCCCAUUACACCUAAUGCUACACACUGUUAUGCCCAUUACACAUUAUUACACACCGUAAUGCCCAUUACACCUAAUGCUACACACCGUUAUGCCCAUUACACAUUAUUAUACAUCCGUUACACAUUAUUACACAGUGUAAUGCCCAUUACACAUUAUUAUACAUCCGUUACACAUUAUUACACAGCGUAAUGCCCAUUGCACAUUAUUACACAGUGUAAUGCCCAUUGCACAGUAUUACACAUCCGUAAUACCAUUAACAUAUUAUGCUGCAAACCGUUAUGCCCAUUACACAUUAUUACACACCUAUGCCCAUUAUACAUUAUUAUUAUUGCGCUACUUGUAAUCGGUCUACCUCAUUCAGUGGGAUAACAGCAGAUGUCAUUUUUUUUUUUACAUUUUUUUUUUUUUUUCAAUUUACAUGAACAAAAUAAGACAUAAAAGACAAAGUCAUAUUAGAAAAAUUUAGCACGACCGACACAUGAUUUACAUCUAGCAUAGAAAUUUCCAAAAUAAAGGGAAAACAUCUUUUCCAGAAGUGUGUUGUAUAUAGCAAUAAGCUCUCAUUAGGGGUUAAACUAAAUAGGCAUAGUGAUACUGUAUUUUUCAGCCGGCAGUACGCCUUUGACGUAUUUAUCGUACAGAUUCUGUAUAACAGUAAAAAUAUAUAGACAAACUAACAAAGAACAUAAGAAGGAAAGAAAGAAAGAAUAGAGAGGGGGGAUUUGAGGGGGUUGGAUGAGGGGUAGUUUGGGGUUUGUCUCCUAAAUCUGCCAGGAUCCAUCGAUAUAUCGUAACUGACUUAACUUCAAACUAUUCAGCAAUUGUAUUGAUUCAGUAAAUACUUAAAGGGGGAGCAGCUAUCCACCUAAACAUCUCAGAAAUACUUGUGACCUAUAGCUAAGGUUAUCUAGACGUAUCUAGGGAGACAUAGAUGUGGGCUUGCAUCUCCAUUGUUUCAGCAAAUACUUAAAGGGGGAGCAGCUAUCCACCUGAAACAUCUCAGAAAUACUUGUGACCUAUAGCUAAGGUUAUCUAGACGUAUCUAGGGAGACAUAGAUGUAGGCUUGCAUCUCUAUUGAUUUUGAUGAAAUGAAAACUCCCCACUUCCGGAGAAAGUUCAAAUCUUUCUCCGGGUUGUCUUGAGUCGUCUCAUAUCGAUCAUAAUACAUAUACCUCAUAAGGAGAUCAUCUACCUCUCUCAGUGAUGGAGUGUGACUAGAGAUCCAAGAAUUCAUAAUCACUUUUUUUGCCACUGUCACAAGGUUCAUCAGAAAAGGAAUCGAGAGUUAGACACCCCCAAUUUCCAAUUGUCAAAUGAUCGAAAAGUAGGGGACUAGGGUCCAAAUUUACAUGUAGUGCUAGAGUGGAGUUUAUAUAAGAAACUACUUUAUACCAAAACUUUUUAAUUUUUCUGCAGUUCCAUAUAUUAUGAAAUAUUGUCGCUGAGGGAGCACCACACUUUGGACAUCGUCCAGAUACGUCCUCCAUGUAGUGCUUUCUCUGACCUUGGGCCACAUAUGCUCUAAAAAGCAUUUUGACAUGAACCUCCUGUAAGACGGAGGCUCUUAGUGUCCUAAGGGUUCUGUCAUAAUAUUUAAAUAAGGUAUUGUCCUUUAAUAAAGAUGGUAUAUCCUUAAACCAGGGCUUCCGAAAAUGAUCAAUUCAUUUGGGUGUGUUGGUUUUCAUUAGUAUCCCAUACAGUAUUCUGGUUUUAUACUUUUUUUCUGAAAACCUAGAGAGGACAUGGUUUAAAGGGUCUAAAGUCAAUUCUGUCACAGAGCUAGAGGGUAUAGACAUGGUGAAUUGUGUGACUUGCAUCAGGGAAAAUAGGCUACUACUAUGAAGAUUAAAUUCACAUUGUAAAACCCUAUAAGAUUUUAUAUUACCUCCAGGGUCAAACACUUGCGAUACGUCUCGAAGCUCCUUCGAGCUCAGUCUCAAACAGGCCAAGUUCUCCAUUCCUGGUGUAAAGGAGGGGUUACCCCAAAUGGGUAUCCACUCCCUUCUGGUCGUAUUUCUAUGCAAUGUGACGUUCACUGCGCCCCAUGCUUCAUCUAUAGCAGGUUAGUACUAAUAUGUUUAGGAAGAAGACGUCUCUGGGUAAGUAGAAGAGCUCCCGGAGAGUAUGGAUAAAAGUAACCUCGUUCUAGUUCAUAAUCCGUGAACAAGCUACCCUCUGUCAGCCAAUCUAGUGCGAAUCUAACUAAAAGUGCUCUGGAGUAAUGCGGAAGAUCCAGUAAGCCCAAUCCUCCAUUUGAUUUUGGGCAUCUCAUUUUCCAUGAGGCAAUUCUAGGUUUCUUAGAUUUCCAAAUACAUUUGGAGCAAAUCUUAUCAAUAUGUUUAAUGUCUUUCUUAGUCAAUUUAAGUGGCAGCAUUUGCAUUGGGUACAUCAGUUUGGGUAGGAGAAUAGACUUGACCACCUCCAACCUGCCUAACAAUGAAAAGGUAAAUCGUGCCACUGUUCCAAAGAUUUUUCCAUUUUUGAAAUGACGGAGCUAAAAGUCAAAGUAUAUAUCACAGCUAAAUUGUUAGAUAUGAGGAUACAUAUGGAGAAAGAGAGAGAGGCUGUAUUGUCGAUGCACAAAGAAGGGAGUAACCUGGUUGUCACACCCGUCUGAAAAAUUCCUAAAAUAUAACUUUUAUUCAUAUAAGGUUUAAAAUAGUGUGACAAUAACUAACACACAAACUAUGAGUGUAGACGAAACAUAGAGGUUAAAAUCAAGACAUAUACAACAUAUACCACAAGUGCAAUAAAGAUAAUAAAUGUGAUUAAAGAUUAAAA